CUCUUCUCUGCGUAAUAAUGUCUUCCUUUAUUUCGAACAUUUUUCCCUUUAUUUUCUCUAUUUGAUGCAAUUUAGGGUUUUAGUUUUCCCCAAUUUACACUCCUGAAUGCAAAAUUAACAUCUUAAUUUUGUCGUAACCUUUGUCUGUUACCGCUAUUCAUUUAUUCGAUACAAAACUCUUUUGAUUCCACUAAUCCCGCGAUUUUAAUUUGUCCUCGUUUACACAGAUAAUAUGACGGAAAAAAUGGAUCAACAAUCACAACAGGAAUGCCAUUCUUCUGGUGAAAAUCAUGACAAACAUGAUGACGAGGAAGCCGUUGCCCGUGUUGAAGAAUUAAAGAAAUCGAUAGACGCAAAAUUGGCUCUUCGGCAAAGUAACUUGAAGCCCGAAAGACCUGAUCCUGCUUUUUUGAGGACGCUGGAUUCUAGCAUCAAACGUAACACUGCAGUUAUCAAAAAGCUUAAACAGAUAAGUGAAGAUCAACGUGAAGGGUUGAUGGAUGACUUGCGAGGUGUCAACCUGAGUAAAUUUGUGACCGAGGCAGUGGCAGCUAUAUGUGAUGCAAAGCUAAAAACUUCAGACAUUCAGGCUGCUGUUCAGAUUUGUUCUUUGCUUCACCAAAGAUACCUGGAUUUCUCAUCGAGCCUGACCCAGGGCUUAUCAAAAGUGUUUUUUUCUGGGAAAGGAACAGAAGAUCUAGAGACGGAUAAAAAUUCAAAAGCCAUGAAGAAGCGCAGCUCUUUGAAGCUCCUUUUGGAAUUGUACUUUGUUGGUGUCAUAGAAGACAGUAGCGUUUUUGUUAACAUCAUUAAAGAUCUCACAAGCUUGGAACACCUGAAGGACCGAGAUGCUACUCAGACUAAUCUGUCUUUGCUUGCUACAUUUGCACGACAAGGAAGAGUUUUCCUGGGCCUUCCACUAUCUGGACCAGAAGCCAAUGAAGAGUUUUUCAAAGGCCUAAAUGUCACUGCUGAUCAGAAGAAAAUCUUUAAGAAGGCAUUUCAUGGGUAUUAUGAUGCUGUUGCUGAAGUUCUGCAUACUGAGCAUGCUUCUCUUCGCGAGAUGGAGCAUGAGAAUGCAAAAAUUUUGAAUGCAAAAGGGGAGCUUAGUGAUGAUAAUGCAUCUUUAUACGAGAAGCUGCGAAAAUCUUAUGACCAUUUGUAUCGGGGUGUAUCAUCUCUAGCUGAAGCCCUUGAUAUGCAACCUCCAGUGAUGCCUGAGGAUGGUCAUACUACAAGGGUAACUAGCGGGGAUGAUUCUUCUUCUUCUGCUGGAAAGGAAUCUUCUGCUGCUGAAGCUGUGUGGGAUGAUGAAGAUACAAGAGCUUUCUAUGAGUGUUUGCCUGAUCUUAGAGCAUUUGUUCCCGCAGUUUUAUUGGGGGAAGCUGAUUCCAAAUCCAGUGAGCAACAUGCAAAGGCGCAAGACCAGUCAUCUGAUGCUGCCUCAGAACCUGAUCAGUGCCACAUAGCCAUUGAGGAUAAUGUUGAAUCCUCUGUAGAUUCUCCAACAUUGCAGGAUGGUAAAACAAUUGAGAAAGGGAAGGAUAAAGAAGGAAUGGGAAAAGAUAAAGAGGAGAAAGGGAAGGAUAAAGAAGGGAAGGGAAAAGAUAAAGAGGAGAAAGAGAAGAAUAAAGAAGUUGACAAAGAGAGAGGAAAAGAUAAAGAUGCAGAUAAGAAAGGAGAUAAAGAAAAGGAAAAACACAAAGGUCUUGACGGUACCAAUUUGGAAACUUUGCUACAGCGGCUUCCAGGUUCUGUCAGCCGUGAUCUUAUUGAUCAAUUAACUGUAGAAUUUUGCUAUUUGAACUCAAAGAGUAAUCGGAAAAAGCUUGUGAGGGCACUGUUCAAUGUCCCCCGAACCUCCUUAGAGUUGCUUCCGUAUUACUCUCGAAUGGUUGCCACAUUGUCUACUUGUAUGAAGGAUAUUUCUUCAAUGCUCCUUCAGAUGUUGGAAGAGGAGUUCAAUUACUUGAUUAAUAAGAAGGAUCAAAUGAACAUUGAAACAAAGAUCAGGAAUAUCCGAUUCAUUGGGGAACUGUGCAAAUUUAAAAUUGCACCAGCUGCACUUGUAUUUAGCUGCUUAAAGGCUUGCUUGGAUGAAUUUACCCAUCAUAAUAUAGAUGUGGCUUGCAAUCUUCUGGAGACAUGUGGGCGGUUCUUGUAUCGUUCUCCUGAAACCACAAUGCGCAUGGCUAACAUGUUGGAGAUUCUGAUGCGGCUGAAAAAUGUGAAGAAUCUGGACCCUCGUCAUAGCACUCUUGUUGAAAAUGCAUAUUAUCUAUGCAAACCUCCAGAGAGAUCUGCCAGAAUCACUAAAGUUCGCCCGCCCUUGCAUCAGUAUAUUCGAAAAAUGCUCUUCUCAGAUCUUGACAAGUCCUCCAUUGAGCAUGUGCUUAGACAACUUCGGAAAUUGCCAUGGAGUGAAUGUGAGCCAUAUCUUCUGAAAUGCUUUUUGAAGGUUCAUCGGGGAAAAUAUGGACAAAUUCACCUUAUUGCAUCACUGACUGCUGGACUAAGUCGCUACCAUGAUGAUUUUGCCGUUGCUGUUGUUGACGAGGUUUUGGAGGAGAUCAGAUUGGGACUAGAGUUGAAUGACUUUACUAUGCAGCAACGACGACUUGCACACAUGCGUUUCUUAGGGGAGCUAUAUAACUAUGAGCAUGUGGACUCGUCUGUUAUCUUUGAGACACUGUACUUGAUUCUUGUUUUUGGCCAUGGUACUGCUGAGCAAGAUGUUCUUGACCCCCCCGAGGAUUGUUUCCGUAUUAGAAUGGUUAUUACACUUCUUGAGACCUGUGGACAUUACUUUGAUCGAGGUUCAUCCAGAAGGAAACUUGAUCGAUUUUUGAUACAUUUCCAGAGAUAUAGUCUGAGCAAGGGUGUUCUGCCACUUGAUAUUGAGUUUGACUUGCAGGAUCUCUUUGCUGAUCUGCGACCCAAUAUGUCUCGAUUUACCUCUGUUGAAGAAGUAAAUGCUGCCCUUGCAGAACUGGAGGAGCAUGAAGGUAAGGCCAGUAGUGAAAGGCAUUCGGACAAUGAGAAGCGUUCAAACAGUAUAUCUCGAAACCAUCUUGUAAAUGGUCAAGGCCUUGCAAAUGGUGUCGAUGAAAAUGGUGGGGGACAUGAGGAUAUAAUUGGGGAUAGUGAAUCGGAUUCAGGCAGUGGCUCAAUUGGUGAUGGGGGUCAUGAUGGCGAUGAUGACUUGGAUGAUGAGAAUCACGACGCAGGUAGUGAGAUAGAGGAUGAUGAUGAUGAUGUCGGUCCUGCUUCUGAUGAAGAUGGUGAAAUUCAUGUCAGACAGAAGGCAUCUGCUUGGGAUCCAAAGGAAGAAUCUGAGUUUGAUCGGGAGCUCAAAGCUCUUAUGCAGGAGAGUUUGGAAUCCCGUAAGCUUGAGCUGCGGUCCCGCCCAACACUUGACAUGAUGAUACCAAUGAGCCUAUUAGAGAGUUCUAAGGAUCAUCAUGGAAGAGGGCUUGAAGGAGAGAGUGGGGAGGAUACAUUGGAGGAAGAGAAUGGCGGAAACCGAGAGGUCCGUGUAAAAGUUCUUGUGAAGCGAGGGCACAAGCAACAAACCAAACAAAUGUCCAUUCCUCAAGAUUGUUCUCUUGUGAGGAGCACGAAGCAGAAAGAAGCCGCUGAGCUCGAGGAGAAGCAGGACAUAAAGAGAUUGGUUUUGGAGUACAAUGACAGAGAAGAGGAGGAACUUAAUGGGGUUGGUAACCAGAUAAUGGGUUGGACACAAUCUGGGAUUGGCCGAAUACCUAGUCGUGGCGCUUGGGAUGGAAGCAGCGGGAGAGGUUCUGACUCACGCCAUCGGUACCACCAUCAUUCAGGCGGUGGACAUUUUUAUAGUCGAAGGAGAUAAGGAACAAUUUAAUGUAUUAUUUGGAUAAUGAAUGAAACUGGGUCCGAUUAUUCUUGAUUUCUUCCUCAGAGAUACUUCAUACUAAGUCUGGGGGUCAGCAUAACUGCAUAAGGCUGCACUUGAGAUGAUUUAUGGCAGUAUUUGCAGAUAGAUGCCAAUGCCGGAAUGCAAAGGCUUGAGGAACAUCAAAACACGGGCUCCGAUUACCAUGGAAGUCAGGCGUUCUGUGGGAUGUUGCGUGACAUAAGCCAGGAUACCAACAGACAUGAGAUUGAAGAUAAUGUGUGUUUAUAACUAUAGCUGAAGGGGGUUUCAUGUUCAAAAUGCGAAGUUUUCAUAUUAUCUUGUAUUUAGGUUGAAAACAUUGUAAAUUUUUCUAUACAAGAUUAACUGCCAAUGUAAAUAGUUGGCCCCUGGAUGGAAUGCGAAAUGGUUUUCAGUUAUAUAGGUGCUGGGUGCUUCUUUUUUACGAGUCUGGUAGAUGAACUGCUGGCACAGUUAAUUCUCCAUAAUCUCCAAGUAUCUCUUUGUAUAUUCAGAUCUCUGAUUUGAUUGAAGGAAACUUGUGGAGAAGAACUUGGCUUUAAAUCCUUUGAUGUAACAAUCAGAAGAUCAAAGCCUUGUAAAAACUUUCUAGUGAUUAGCAUGCCCUAAAUUCUCUACAGAUUCCUUUGCAAAUUUACUCACUUCAAAA
Molecule: messenger RNA, 4559 nt
Organism: Chenopodium quinoa (quinoa)
Lineage: Eukaryota; Viridiplantae; Streptophyta; Magnoliopsida; Caryophyllales; Amaranthaceae
Product: regulator of nonsense transcripts UPF2-like
Exons: 17
Coding region: 233-3865 (1210 amino acids)
Biological process (GO): nuclear-transcribed mRNA catabolic process, nonsense-mediated decay
Cellular component (GO): cytoplasm; exon-exon junction complex
Molecular function (GO): protein binding; RNA binding
Source: RefSeq, a predicted model, not a curated record